Messenger RNA from Mugil cephalus (flathead mullet), 1389 nucleotides. RefSeq names its product transmembrane protein 218 (gene tmem218). The record is from RefSeq and is a predicted model, not a curated record. The transcript is spliced from 3 exons. The coding region runs from base 367 to 714 and encodes 115 amino acids. NCBI's taxonomy places the organism in Eukaryota, Metazoa, Chordata, Actinopteri, Mugiliformes, Mugilidae.
AGGAAGCGCAGGACGCGACUGAGAGGGCUUUACUUACCCAGAGCAUUUAACUCAGGCAUUUGAGCUGUUUGCCACUUUACAAAUUACAGAUUUAUCGGUAGCAAGCGGACACUUGUAUGUUAACAAAACGGUGUAACAAGCGUGACUUAUAUUUUUUACUCGGUGUCAGCACAGCAGCGCUAGCAGCGACGGCUAAUUAGUGUUUGUACGUUAGUUCCCGCUAGCUUCCUCGCUUGUUCUACUGGAGCGAUACUUAUUAAUGACACCAACAUUGUUUUUUAAAGUCAUAUUUUACCACAUUACAGACUAACCGGUGUUUACGUCGAGAAAGUUACAUUGCGACGGUGCCAAACAAAAAUAAAAAACAUGUCGAAUACAGUCCUCCAAGUUGGUACCGGCGUUUUCAUCAUUGCUGUCGCCUGGGUUGCGGCUCUUGUGUUUGGGAUGAUGCUGCUGAGAGCAUCAGGAUCAGCAAAGUUUGGGGUCAUCCCUGUGUUCUUGUUGGCUCUCACCAUCACUUUGGUGCUGGUGUUUUUCCCUCGCAGCCCAGAGACGCCUCCCCCCUUCAAAGAGAUAGAGAUAGUGGACACUUUGUUCAUCGGCCGCUACGUGCUUCUGGCAGUGGUGAGCGUAGUUUUCCUCGUGGUGUUCUUCAUGCUGCUCCCCUUUCACUUCCUGGAGCCGGUGUAUGCCAAGGCCUUAAGAACACACUAGAGCUGCCAGGGUCAGAGCUGGCACCGGGAUCGCUCCGAUGUACACAACUUUAGACAAGCGGGGCUUGUAGGGAGAAGUUCCACUCUAUGGAGAAAACAGGCUACGGGAUGUGUCCUAAACGGAAACAGUAGGAGGUCCAAGGUUGUGUCCACGGACUGCUGUUUGUGGCGUGUUGAAGUACAACGAACAAUGCAUGGUUUGUUUUUGUUUGUCCUUAUAUUUUGUGUAAUUUAACACAAGCAGUGAGCAAAUAAAGUAUUUCAGGUCCAGAGCUCUAGAGUAGUAGUAGCAACACUUCUUGUAGCUUUUUAUCAGUGAUAAAACAUUUAUAGUCUUAUUGUAAUUUUACAAACUUUGUGGUACUUAGUUCAUUCAUGUUGUACAUGAGAUGUUUACCCAGAGCGCGUCUUGUAUGAUGUUUCAUUUAACUCCACUUAAAUGGUGACUUAAAAUCACUCACGGGUUUGUAUCAGUGUGUAUAAUUUUUCUUUAAGGUACUUUUUUAAAUAUAUGCACAUAUUUUCUGUGCUGGUUAUAAAAUGUAAGAUGUUUUCCUUCAUUUUAGCUGAGAACUGAAUGCUGCAGAUAUUCUUGAAGACUUCUGUUUAAUUCAGUUUGUUUUCUUUAUUUCUUAGUGUAUAGUUUGUCUAGAAUAAAGACAUUAAUUCAAAGACA